CCAGUCGUGAAGAAUAUCUGCUGUAUCGGUGCAGGAUACUAUCUAGGAGGACCAACUGCUGCUAUCAUUGCAUUGAAGAACCCAGACAUUGUAGUCAACGUCGCUGAUCUCAAUGCUUCUCGAAUCCGCAAAUGGAACUCCAAGCACCUUCCUGUUCACGAACCAGGGUUGAUUGAUGUUGUUCGCGUGGCCCGUGACGGCACAAAGGGAUCUUUGGCAUCCGAAGAACGCCAGCCCAAUUUGUUCUUCACGACUGAUGUACAAAGAUCUGUCGAACAAGCCGAUAUCAUCUUGCUGAGUGUUAACACCCCUACGAAGACUUCAGGCAUUGGUGCUGGAUCUGCCACCAAUCUCGUGGCCCUCGAAAGCGCGGUCGGCUCUGUUGCAUUGUGGGCUAAGCCCGGUGCAAUCAUUGUUGAGAAAAGUACCGUCCCGUGCCGUACUGCCCAGAUGGUUCGCGAUACACUCGACAUUCACCGUCCUGGCGUGCCAUUCGAAGUACUCUCCAACCCUGAGUUUCUUGCAGAAGGCACUGCCAUCAAGAAUCUUUUGAACCCUGAUCGAAUCCUUAUUGGCUCCAUACAAACUAAAGAAGGUCUCGCUGCCGCUGCUGCUCUCAAGAGUGUCUACUCUGCCUGGAUCAUGAAGUCACGAAUUCUCACGGUUAACCUUUGGUCUUCGGAACUGGCUAAGCUGGUAGCCAAUGCAAUGCUCGCGCAACGAAUCAGUAGUAUCAACAGUAUCAGCGCUGUUUGCGAAGCCACUGGUGCCGACAUCGAUGAAAUUGCCUUUACUGUAGGCCAAGAUAGUCGCAUUGGCCACAAAUUUCUGCAAGCCGGUCUUGGAUUUGGCGGAUCUUGCUUCAAAAAAGACAUUCUCAACCUGGUCUACAUGGCAAACACUCUUAAUCUUCCUGAAGUUGCCGAAUACUGGAUGCAGGUCCUUCGUAUGAACGACUAUCAGCGCAACAGGUUCGUCAGGACCGUCGUGAAGAAGAUGAACUCAUCUUUGAUUGGCAAGAAGCUUGCCAUUUUCGGAUGGGCAUUUAAGGAAGACACGAAUGACUCUCGAGAGUCUCCAGCCAUUGAAGUUGUCAAGGAGCUUCUGAGAGAGUCGCCGAAAGAACUUGUUAUAUAUGAUCCAGGUUGCAAUCCUGCUGGCAUCAUCGACGAGAUUCAGCAAAUCAUCGCUGCCCCCGACCAAGACCUACUAUAUCCUCAUGGACCAAUCAGAGUCGUUUCCGAUGCCUUUGAAGCUUGUCAAGAAGCAAAUGCAGUCCUACUUUUGACUCCCUGGGAUCAAUUCCGGUACCCUGCGGAAACUCAAAAGCCGGAUGCCUUCUACGACCAUGAAGCCGGCAAGGAAGGCAUCAACAAGCAGAUGGCCGGUGUGACUGCCAAGUUUGAAACGCUCGCCGCUGGUUGUUCAAAACAAUUCGUGGAAGAGCUGCCGUGUGAGGAUGAUUGUCAAGAUUGCUCGCUGGAUCACAACGAUCGAUGCACGUCUCGCGCCAAUGUUCCAUGGAAGCGCAUAGUAAAGAUCAUGAAGAAGCCUGGUCUGGUUUUCGACGCUCGCGGUCUUGUGGACGUUACUGCAAUGGAGGACAUUGGCUUCAAAGUGGAGGUCAUUGGUAAA
Messenger RNA from Aureobasidium pullulans EXF-150, 1635 nucleotides. RefSeq names its product nucleotide sugar dehydrogenase. The annotation marks the transcript as partial. Gene Ontology annotation, biological process: glycosaminoglycan biosynthetic process; polysaccharide biosynthetic process. Gene Ontology annotation, molecular function: NAD binding; UDP-glucose 6-dehydrogenase activity. The record is from RefSeq and is a predicted model, not a curated record. Gene Ontology annotation, cellular component: nucleus; cytosol. Lineage: Eukaryota; Fungi; Ascomycota; Dothideomycetes; Dothideales; Saccotheciaceae. The transcript is spliced from 3 exons.